Messenger RNA from Gastrolobium bilobum, 666 nucleotides. RefSeq names its product transcription factor MYB73-like. The transcript has a single exon. Gene Ontology annotation, molecular function: DNA-binding transcription factor activity, RNA polymerase II-specific; RNA polymerase II cis-regulatory region sequence-specific DNA binding. Gene Ontology annotation, biological process: regulation of DNA-templated transcription. Gene Ontology annotation, cellular component: nucleus. The record is from RefSeq and is a predicted model, not a curated record. Bases 1 to 666 code for a protein of 221 amino acids. Lineage: Eukaryota; Viridiplantae; Streptophyta; Magnoliopsida; Fabales; Fabaceae.
AUGGAAGCAAUGAACAGAGGCUACUCCUCUACUUCUUGUUCCGAUUCCUCCACUUCAGAGUCCACCCCACGAAACAAACCGGGCAGAAUCAAAGGACCAUGGAGUGCUGAAGAAGAUCGGGUCCUGACCCGACUCGUGGAAAAAUACGGGCCCCGAAACUGGUCCUUGAUAAGCCAUUACAUAAAGGGUAGGUCCGGCAAGUCCUGCAGGCUUCGGUGGUGUAACCAGCUUAGCCCCACGGUGGAGCACCGACCAUUCUCGCAGCAAGAGGAUGACAUCAUCUUAGCCGCACAUGCCCAAUACGGUAACAGGUGGGCCAUCAUUGCCCGGUUAUUACCGGGUCGAACCGAUAAUGCUAUCAAGAAUCAUUGGAACUCAUCCCUUAAACGGCGUCGUUCUGUUGUUGCUGCUUCUGCUGCUGCGGAAGACGUCGUCGGGGAUGCUUCUCCGGGAUCUGUGCCAUUGGAGGAUGACCCGUUGACCGAGUUGACACUGGCGACUCCGGGGACCGGUAACGGUGUCGGGGAGGAGAUGGUGGCGGAGCAGCGAAGAGUUUCGCCGGAGGGUGUGCCGGCGGGGUUUUGGGAUGCUAUGCGAGAUGUGAUUGCGAGGGAAGUGAGAGAAUAUGUGUCUCACACGUUUUCUGACAACUUGGGUUUUAAUUGA